Messenger RNA from Ascoidea rubescens DSM 1968, 537 nucleotides. It is a transcript of the gene REX4, whose product is annotated as putative 3'-5' exonuclease. Gene Ontology annotation, biological process: rRNA processing; ribosomal large subunit assembly. Gene Ontology annotation, molecular function: 3'-5' exonuclease activity; nucleic acid binding. The record is from RefSeq and is a predicted model, not a curated record. The transcript has a single exon. Gene Ontology annotation, cellular component: nucleus. Lineage: Eukaryota; Fungi; Ascomycota; Saccharomycetes; Ascoideales; Ascoideaceae. The annotation marks the transcript as partial.
AUUUUGGAAGUGAAUCAUAGCGAUUCUGAAAGAAGAAAACAUGCUGGGAAAUAUGUCUCAUUGGAUUGUGAAUUUGUUGGUGUUGGUCCUGAAGGCUCUGAAUCAGCUUUGGCUCGUGUUUCUAUUGUGAAUUUUUAUGGGCAUGUUUUGCUUGAUACAUUUGUUAGACCUUUGGAGAAAGUAGUCGACUGGAGAACUCGUGUCAGUGGAGUCACCCCAGCUCAUAUGAAAAAUGCAAUUCUGUUUAAAGAAGCACAAAAAACAACUUCUGAUAUACUUAAAAACAGAAUAUUGAUUGGGCAUGCAGUAUAUCAUGAUCUCAAGGCCUUGUUACUAUCUCACCCCUCAAGCAUGACAAGGGACACUUCUUUGUUUCCUCCUUUCAGAGCCUACGCAAAAGGAAAAACACCAAGCUUAAAAAAACUAUCACAACAGAUAUUGGGCAAAGAAAUUCAAAAAAAUGAGCAUUCUUCCAUUGAGGAUGCUAGAGCUACAGUUGUGUUGUAUCGUCUCUACAAAAAAGAUUUUGAGAAAUUC